UUUCUGGGGAUCUUCUCUCGCCGUUUUUUUUUUCCUUUUAAAUCAAUUAAAUAAAAUAAUGCUUUCUGUUUGCCACCAGGCCCCGCCUGCCAUUGGCCAGGGCUGGCCACGUGACCAGGAAUUGGCUGCAAUUUCGCCCCAGUCUCGAGUUUAAUAGAGCAAGGUCCCCAUACGCCUGUAUUAUCAGCAAUAUAACAAUUAUAAAAAGCCCGAGAACCAUCAUCAUCACUGCCAUAAAAACUGAGGCCCUAAGAUUUCUUUCCCUCUCCCCAUCCUCCUCCCUCUCCCCCCCCUCCCGCUUUUUAAACCCUGGGCCCUGGAAAAGCCAUGAAUUUUGAAUUUGAGAGGGAGAUCGGGUUUAUAAAUAGCCAGCCUUCGCUCGCAGAGUGCCUGACGUCUCUUCCCGCUGUCCUGGAGACAUUUCAAACUUCAUCAAUCAAGGACUCGACAUUAAUUCCUCCUCCUUUUGAGCAAACCGUCCUCAGCCUGAAUCCUUGUUCCAGCAGCCAAGCAAGACCGAGGAGCCAAAAAAGAGCAUCCCAUGGCCUGUUCCAGCUGCAGCCUCGGCCCCCGGCACAGCCCGGCCCCUUGGCCGCGGAAUUCCCCUGGAUGAAAGAGAAGAAAUCCUCCAAGAAAGCUGCCCAGGCUCCAUCCUCCUCUUCCCCCCUAUCAUCUUCCUCGGUGCCGGUCCCUGCCGCAGGAUCUCCUGCAGACACCCAGGGGCUGGCAGACACCAGCGGCUCCAGGAGGCUCCGGACCGCGUACACCAACACGCAGCUGCUGGAGCUGGAGAAGGAAUUUCACUUCAACAAAUACCUCUGCAGGCCCCGGCGGGUGGAAAUCGCGGCUCUGCUCGACCUCACCGAGCGGCAAGUCAAGGUCUGGUUCCAGAACCGCCGCAUGAAGCACAAGAGGCAAACCCAGUACAAAGAACCCCCCGACGGGGAUCUCGCCUACCCCGGCCUGGAGGAGGGCAGCGACCCCGCGGAGGAGGCGGAGGGGAGCCCGGCGGCCGGGCCGGGCCCGGAGCCCCGCGCUUUCCCCCGCACCGAGGAGCCGGGCAGCGAGCGGGCGGCCGGGGGGGAGCCCAGCGCCAGCGGCCCCUCGGCCCGGGGCUGCCCCGAGAGCCAGGACUCGCCUUUGUUGCCAGAGCUGAGCAUCUUCUCGGCAGAGUCCUGCCUGCAGCUCUCGGAGGGGCUUUCCCCCGUCCUGCAGGGCUCCCUGGACAGCCCCGUCCACUUCUCCGAGGAAGACCUGGACUUCUUUACAAGCGCACUUUGUACUAUAGAUUUGCAACAUUUCCAUUUUCAGUAGCCACCCCCGCUCCCCGCCCGCUCGCCGUUUCUGCCCCUUCCUGAGCCACUGCCAAGUCGCCCCAAUCUUCCGCCAGAGGUGGGGUCACCCCCCAAAAUAACCCCAAGCCAUCUCUCAUUAAUCACCGCACCCCGCCCCCCGAACAUUUUCGUUUAAAUCUUCUCACACUGUGGGACGAGAAUCAGCUUCCCAGUGUUUAUUCUAAAAGUCUCACGUGAAAAAUCAGCCCGAUUUUUUUGCUAAAUGCAGGUAUUUAAUGAUAGGUUUAUUUUUUCUUAUUUAUUUUAACGAAAGCACCCGGUGGUUCUCACGCACAUCAGAGAUGUCAGCCCUCCAGAGAAAACAUUUGUAAAUCCUUCAAACGACUAUCUCAGGAAUCAGAACGAGACGUUUAGAUUUCUUAAUAAAAUGAAAUAAUAAUAAAAAACAACAGGGGAAUUUGCCUUCCUCUUUUUAAGUUUUAGAUGUAGACUAUUUAUUCAAAUCCUUUAAUAGUAAAUGGGAAAUUAUUUAUUGUACAUUAUUUUCAUAGAGUAAAUAAAUGUAUUUAUAAAACCAAGAAA
Columba livia (rock pigeon) is the source of this 1877-nucleotide messenger RNA. It is a transcript of the gene HOXB2, whose product is annotated as homeobox B2. Gene Ontology annotation, cellular component: nucleus. Gene Ontology annotation, biological process: regulation of transcription by RNA polymerase II. The transcript has 2 exons. The record is from RefSeq and is a predicted model, not a curated record. NCBI's taxonomy places the organism in Eukaryota, Metazoa, Chordata, Aves, Columbiformes, Columbidae. Gene Ontology annotation, molecular function: DNA-binding transcription factor activity, RNA polymerase II-specific; RNA polymerase II cis-regulatory region sequence-specific DNA binding. Bases 328 to 1314 code for a protein of 328 amino acids.